Armigeres subalbatus is the source of this 3414-nucleotide messenger RNA. RefSeq names its product basic-leucine zipper transcription factor A-like. Lineage: Eukaryota; Metazoa; Arthropoda; Insecta; Diptera; Culicidae. The coding region runs from base 1 to 423 and encodes 140 amino acids. The record is from RefSeq and is a predicted model, not a curated record. The transcript has a single exon.
AUGCAGCUAAGCCAGCUCCAUCAACCGCCUCCACAACCGCAACAGCUACAUCACUACCAACAUCAACCGUUGCAAAAUCUGCAACCGUCGCCUAUCUGUCAACUGGUGUGGAACGGCACCGGGGGACAUGUCCAACCGCCGCCGGACCAUGCUGUCGGUGGAUCCUUCUCCUCUUCAUCCUCCUUGUCGUCAUCCUCAUCAUCCUCAUCGUCGUUGUCAUCGUUUUCGCCACCGGGGAUGAAUCCGGUGCCGUCGUUUCCGCAUCUCCUUCCACGCCAUCCAUCGUCAAUCGUGGCACAGCCUCAUCCGAUCCAGUAUCAUCAUCAUCUGUUUCAUCCACAGCAACAGCCGCAACUGCGGCCGAUCGUUCAGCAGCCAUUCCUUCCUCCACCGGCUCCGACUCGUUUCCGGUAUUUCAACUAAAAGAUAGUCGUCACCACCGCGGUGACGACCGGCGGUGUAAUUAAGGCAGAUAAAUUCCCAAUAAAUUACAACCGUUCUUAUAAAUAUAUGAAUUAUAAAUCAAGUUUUUUACCUUUGCCAAUCGUUUACGGAACACCGAUUGCGUGAUCGUGAAGAGGUAUCUUCGGUAGCUACAUACACGGUGGCAUGUUCAAUCUGGGAUUGGUCUCUUUUCGCAAGUAGCAUGGCGGCAUUCUUCAUUAUCCAAAAAAGUGGACUGCAAUACACUGCGCACACCCACAUAUUAGUCUGAUAUGUAGAAUGUUAACACUGCGGAAUUAAUCUUAAAUAAAGUUAACGCCAUUUCUAUACAAGUUGAAAAUAAUUUAAAUUCUUCCGAUUCUUUCAGAAUACCACAGUUUGUUUUCGUACACAAUGAGAACUUUCAAUUAUGUAAAAUCGCGUUUAACCUAGGAGAGUAUUUGGCAUUAUGAACAUACAACUCGUACUAAGAAAAUAAUCUCAAAUGAAUUGUUGAAUUCAAUAAUUUCAAAAAUUCUUCCAGUAAUUGCUUUUGUUUAAAUCAAGAUAAAUUAGCGAAACAAUAUUAAAUGUUAGCGAACAGUGAUAUUUCGGGCAGGCCGGGAAAGUGGCUACAGUUAGCCUUUUUGGGCCAAUGAAGAAUUAUACCAAUAGCGAUGCGUAAUGAGUGAGAGACUCAAGGUUGAAGAAGCCAUCCCUCAGUCAGCAGUGAGUUUGAUAGCUCGUCACAGUUAGGAGAAUAACGGAAAUCGGUGACUAAAUGUUCAUUAAAGAUUAAAUACUAACUAAUAAUAAAAAAUACUAAUAGCAUACUGACCGAUGAUAUAAGAAGAGCAAAACUAUUUUAAAGAUUAAGAAACAAAACCAUUUUUGAAUCGAGUUUGAACAGAUUAAAUUCCAAACGAAAAAGUAUAGAUUAACGAAACACAAACACAUACAAACAGAUAGUCGAGCGAAUCGCAUUUCGAAAUUUCAAAUCGAAAAAAGCUGUCGUGUAGAUACGGCGAUUAAAACAGUGUGAGCGUUCUCAAAGCAUUACUUGAUAAGAAUUAUAUGAUUAUGAAUUAUUAACUGAUUAAACUUGUUGAUAUAGCAACUUGCGUGUGAUGCAGGACACGCCGCCCAGUUUGUCCUCUUCCCAACGCAGCGCAUCUCACCAGCAUCAUCGACAUCAAACUAAUCUAACCACCAUUGACGUGAUUCGUUCGCGGUGAAGGUUCCCAAAAGCAUUUUGUUUUACGUUUUUCUGUAUUCUGAUUUGCGUAGUGCCAAAUAUUUGAGCCGCCCCUAGUAAAUAAUCCUUCGUUUAUCGUAAUAUGGCAUCUUCAUCCAUGGUUAGUACUCACAAGGUUUUCCAGUCUUUGUACUUAAUUUGCAUACUAACCUAGAAUUUACUGAACGUAUUUCUGGUUUCCAACAGAUGCAUGCCGAAUUGAACAAUGAUUGAUGAAUCCAUUGGUAUAGCAACGACCGUCUGCUGUAGCUGAAAUGCCAAGUUGCACAUUUUUUGUGUAUUUAAUUUCAGAAGCUUAAAUGUGACUGUAUUUGGUAAUUUAAGUUUUGCAUAAAUUUAUGUUGAAAGUGUUUGCUACUAGGAAAUCGAUUUAACAGGAUGAUGCAAUAGUUUAUUAGACUUCUCAGGUUUUUAUAGCAUUUCGUUUAUUCGUUGACGUUCCUCACUUUAAAACUGAGGUAUGUUAAAUUUUUGAGAAAAACUGAAAACUAUCAGCUAAAAGAAAUUCUUGGUGAUGCACUUCCGAUUUGGUCAACCUCAGGGAACAAUUUAAAAGAAGUUGGAAUUGUCAUCGCCAGCUAGAGCGGAGUUGUUAAAUUUCCUUAUGUGUAAUACAUUUUGUAAAGAAUAUUUUUGGAGUAUUUGAAUCGCUCCUUGUAAUUAUUGAGGUUUACUUCCGUAAGCUAAGGCUGUUCUUUUUAUUUACUGAAUAGACUUUUAUUUAAUGAAUCAGAAUUACGUCGCAAUUCGAAUUCAAGUCAUAGUUCAAUUCGGCAUGAAUACCUCUUUUUCAAAUGUUGAAACAAAUUCAUUCAAACUUAUGUUCUCCGCCUUCAUCGCGAGAUUAGAUUAAUUAUAGGGCGUUAUUAUCGAAUAUACCAUUAAUGUAGUCCGAGAGUUUCAAUCAAACGGCGCGAUAACUGACGACGAAAGCGUCGUAAUAGAGAACAACAACAACAAUAGAAAGUCUUUGUUUGUAUUCUUAAUGUAACGUAAAACAAAUCACACAUACACACACUCCAGUAGUAGCAACAAAAACAGCAGUUUUUCAGCAAACGUAAAUCCAACCGAAAACCAAAAUCUCACUGAGAAAUUUUAGUUAGAAAUAUUUAUGUAACAAAAUUCCGACGCGAGAAAUAUGCUUUAAUAACAAUACAACUUUCGAUAACAAGAGCGAGAACAAUAGAGAAAACAUAAUGAAUAUAAAAGAAGAAAAUAUAAUAGAGAAAAAGAAACCGACAGAAGGACGGAUCGUAGUUGAUUUUAAACGCAAAAGAAAAAAAAAAUCCAGGAUGAAAAUAUAAAUCAUAAAAAAUCAAACUGACACAGCUACCUUGUAAUAAGUUUUAUCACCCCCUGUUGUGAAGCAGUCCACUGAUGAAGUUGAUCGAGUUCUUACGCCGCUUUCGUUCUCUUCGUGGGUUCAAUUACUGAAAACAAUGUUACAAAGAAACGCUAGUUUACGAUAAUUUUUUUUAACUCAAGUAACGUUAAGGCACUGAUGUUUCGUUUUUUAAAGAGGGUUCGAAUUUUGUUCGUACAUAUUUCGGCUUUCGUCUUGUUUUAAUUUUGUUGGGCAAGUAAUAUUACCGUGUUUUCUGAUUUAUUUUUGCGGUAGACAACUGAAAAGAAGUGAAAGUUAAUUAAAUGUUUUCAUAUCAGAGAGCGAAAAAUAUAUAUAUUUACCAUUUAGAGCCGUAACAGACAAAAGAAAAACUUAAAGCCUGUUCAAUGAA